Camellia sinensis is the source of this 959-nucleotide messenger RNA. RefSeq names its product basic helix-loop-helix (bHLH) DNA-binding superfamily protein (gene HBI1). Gene Ontology annotation, biological process: regulation of DNA-templated transcription. The record is from RefSeq and is a predicted model, not a curated record. Gene Ontology annotation, molecular function: DNA-binding transcription factor activity; protein dimerization activity. Lineage: Eukaryota; Viridiplantae; Streptophyta; Magnoliopsida; Ericales; Theaceae. Gene Ontology annotation, cellular component: nucleus.
UUUUUACCCCUCUCAUGGUCGCUCCACGGGGCUUCUUCGGCCUCUCCUUUCUCUCUUUCUCUGUAUCCCAACUUCCCUCUCUCUGUCUCUCUCUCUCUCUCUCUCUCUUCUUGACAUGGAUCACUCUUUCUCGUUGAAUUCGCUGGCGGACCAAAAAAAUGGGAGACUUAACUUGAACAAGAGAAAAGCCGAGGUCUCUUCUGUUCUUCUUGUUGCAGAGGAAUGUAAAGACAAAGAGAUAGGACGAGAAUCUGAGGUCGCAGCAGCAAAACGUAAGAGGGAAACUUCGAUUGACACUGAUUACAUUCAUGACCGGGCACGUCGCGGACAGGCCAUGGAUAGCCACAGUUUAGCUGAAAGAGCAAGGAGGGAGAAGAUCAACAAGAAGAUGAAAUGUCUGCAAGAUUUAGUUCCAGGGUGCAGCAAAGUUACAGGAAAGGCUGGAAUGCUUGAAGAAAUCAUUAACUAUGUGCAAUCUCUUCAAAGACAAGUUGAGUUCCUAUCAAUGAAACUGGCUUCCUUGAAUCCAAGAAUUGACUUCGACAUUGAUAGCUUCUUCAUGAAAGAGUUUCCUGCUUACGUCACCAGUUUUCCAGCAGCCGCUGCACCUUCUGGAAUGGCCAAUUUGGCCUACCUCCAGUUCAUUCAAGCGCAACAAGUACCACAAGCGGCACAGACAACCACAAGCUCUUCUAUGCCUGCCCCAAAUGUUUUUCUUGACUCAUUGUCCUGCUUCCCUCAAGAUCAAACUCAACCCAUCUCAACUUGGGGAACUGAUUUACACACCCUUCGCAAUGCAGAGUUUCGCACCAAUCUUGGAUAGCUACAGACUUCCAGUACAUCAAUCAGCAAAUAUUUUUUAAGAAUUUCAACAUUACUUAUUUCCACUGUUCUCCUUUCUGUUCUUCACUCCUACCCCCAAUUCUUCACAUAUAUAUGUCUAUCUGCAUUUACUGUGG